CUUAUGAGUUAUAUACUUUAAAAAAAAAAUUUUGUUCAAUUAUCUCAACUCUAAAAUAGAAAUUAACGUAAAAAUAUACUCAAAGAAACAUCAUGGUGCUUACGCACCUGAGAUUAUUAAGUACCGUUAUUUUAAUCUUUAUUGUAAUUGAUAAGAUAGUUGCAGUAAUAAACAUAACUGAAAGUUAUGUGACAAAACAUCAAAUUCCAUCAGAUCGACUGCAUUUGACAAAAGACUUGAUGUCCUCAAAACCAUGGGAAUUGACACAUCGCCUAUCUCAAUAUAUUCACCCUAAGCAAUAUAUCAUCAACUUAUAUCCUAAUCUUGAGAAAGGCACUUUCUCGGGUUCUGUAGAUAUUUUAUUAAUGGUUGAUGAAAUUCAGAAUUACAUAAAAUUACAUUCUAAAGGGAUGACUAUCAAUGAAACAGUUUUAAAUAACAAUAUUGUUAAAGCAUUUUCAUACCCUGAACAUGAAGCAUGGAUUGUUGUUCCUGAAAAAUCAUUGAAUACUGGUGAACAUAAAUUACAAAUAAAGUUCGAAGGAAAUUUAACCAAUAAAAUAAUUGGAUUUUAUCGCAGUGUAUAUAAUGAUUUUGAAACCAAUGAGCAAAAAUUUAUUGCAACUUCAAAGUUUGAACCUACAUAUGCUCGUCUUGCUUUUCCAUGUUUUGACGAACCUCAACUUAAAGCAAAGUUCAAAAUUAACCUUGUUCGCCCUACUGGUAAUAAUUACAUUGCUCUAUCAAAUAUGAACCAAGAGUUUGAAGAACCAGGUGUUCCUUCCAGUGAAUUAACUACUGUUCAUUUUGCAAAUACAGUUCCUAUGUCAACUUACCUAGCAUGCUUCAUUGUAUGUGACUUUCAGUCACUUGAACCUGUUAUAACUGAUCAAGGAUUUCCAUUAACUGUAUAUGCAAGACGUGGGCAAUCAGAUAAUAUGAAAUAUGCUCAAUAUGUUGGUCUUAAAUCAAUUAAUUAUUAUAUAAAUUAUUUUGGUAUUCAAUAUCCUUUGCCUAAAUUAGAUCUUAUAGCCAUACCAGAUUUUGUUUCUGGAGCCAUGGAACAUUGGGGCCUUGUAACAUUUAGAGAGACUAGUGUUCUAUUUAAAGAAGGUGUCAGCUCUAGCUCUAAUCAAGAACAAGUAGCAUUAACAGUUGCUCAUGAAUUAGCUCAUAUGUGGUUUGGAAAUUUAGCUACUAUGAAAUGGUGGAAUGAUCUGUGGCUUAAUGAAGGAUUUGCUUCCUACAUGGAAUUCAAAGCAAUUGAUGUUGUUCAUCCUAAUUGGGAUGUUGACACAAUUUUUCUAGUACAUAGUUUGCAAUCUGUACAGUCAUUGGAUGAUAAAAUAAGCUCACAUGCUAUCGUUCAAGAUGUUUCACAUCCAGACCAAAUUACUGAAAUUUUUGAUCGAAUUUCAUAUGAUAAAGGUUCUUCUGUUAUACGCAUGUUGGAAGGAAUUCUUGGCAAUAAUGUAUUUCAAGCUGGUGUUAGUGCAUAUCUUAAAAGAAAUGAAUUCAGUAAUGCUGAAACGGAUGAUUUAUGGGCAGAAUUACAAGCAGCGGCUCAAAAUUCUGUUGAUGUAAAAAAGGUGAUGGAUACUUGGACUCGCCAAGCAGGUUUUCCUGUUGUAACAAUUAAAAGAAAUGGUUCAAAAAUAACACUAAGUCAACAAAGAUUUUUAGCUGAUUCAAAUGCUAAUUAUUCUCUAGAGUCAUCUCCUUACAAGUAUAAAUGGGAAAUUCCAAUUACAUAUAUCACAUCAAAUGAUAAUAGCAUCCAUGAAAUUUGGUUACAUAAAGAUCAAAAUUCAAUUACUGUGGACAUUCCUGGAGAUUUUGAUUGGAUAAAAUUCAAUCAUAGACAAAUUGGAUAUUUCAUGGUGAAUUACUCUGAGAGUGAUUGGUCAUUAUUAAGUAAUUUAUUAGAAAAAAAUAUUAAUGCACUAAAUGCUGCUGAUAGAUCAAAUCUUAUUCAUGAUGCUUUUAGUUUAGCUGAAGCAAGUCAUUUACCAUACAGUGUUGCUUUGAAUAUAACAAAGUACUUAGUUACUGAAAAUCAUUAUGCUCCAUGGUAUGUUGCUGCAUCUAGUUUGAUUAACUUAAGGAUAAAUUUAUACUAUCGACCUGCUCAUUACAAUUUAGAUAAAUAUAUUCAAAAUUUAAUAGGACAACUUAGUCAAGAUUUUUGGAUAGAUUCAAAUGACAGGAAUUUUUUGCAACGCAAAAUACGAGGAGUUAUUUUAAAUUUAGGGUGUUUGGUUGGUUUACCAAGUUUUCAGGCAAAAGCUUUAGAAUUAUUUAAAAAAUAUUUGAAGGAUAAGAUUAAACCAGAUCCAGAUGUCAGAAGAAUAGUAUAUUACUAUGGAAUGGCAAGUGGAAGUGUUGAUGAAUGGAAUCAAUUGUGGAAAUUAUUUUUAAGUGAACAUGAACCUCAAGAAAGAAUUAAAUUAAUGUAUGCUUUAACUGCAGUUAAAGAACCAUGGAUAUUAACCAGAUUGAUACAAAUGGCUAAGAAUGAAAGUUGUGUCCGUUCUCAAGAUUAUUUUAUCCUUUUAACUAAUAUUGGACACAAUCCAGUAGGUUCACUACUAUUAUGGGACUUUUUAAGAGAUGAAUGGGAAUAUUUAGUUGAUCGUUUCACUCUUAAUGACCGUGCAUUUGGACGACUCAUUCCUUCAGUGUGUGCACGAUUUAACUCUCCAAGACGCCUUGAAGAGAUGAAAGAAUUUUUCUCUAAAUACCCAGAAGCUGGCGCUGGAGCAGCUGGUCGAAGAACUGCUCUUGAAGCUGUGUCUAAUAACAUUAAAUGGUUAGAACAGCAUGAAAUAAUUAUUUCAGACUGGUUAACAAAUGCAUUGUGAAAAAAGAAAAUAUUUGUUUGAAAAUAUAUAAACAUAAAAGAAACAGGGUACAUUGAAUUUUAUGGAAGAUAGAUUCAUUUAUUCCAUUUAUUUUUUAGGUAUUAUACAAGUUUUAAAUCUCAUGUAAUUUAUUAAAAUUCAAGUAUUACUUUUUAAUUAUUAUGAAGUUUCAUUUGUGGGAUUAAUGUAUUAAUUAAUUUUAAAACUUAAAAAUAUUUUUAUUUAAAAAUGAUUUAUUAAUCAAAAUUAUUAACAUAUUUAUGAAAAAUUAAAUACAUUUUUAAUUCUAGUUUAAAAAUCUAAUUACAGCCAUGAAUAAAAUGAAUAGUUACUCA
Molecule: messenger RNA, 3196 nt
Organism: Daktulosphaira vitifoliae (grape phylloxera)
Lineage: Eukaryota; Metazoa; Arthropoda; Insecta; Hemiptera; Phylloxeridae
Product: glutamyl aminopeptidase-like
Exons: 15
Coding region: 93-2861 (922 amino acids)
Biological process (GO): peptide catabolic process; proteolysis
Cellular component (GO): cytoplasm
Molecular function (GO): metalloaminopeptidase activity; zinc ion binding; peptide binding
Source: RefSeq, a predicted model, not a curated record